GUGGCCAAUUACUUCCCUACUAUCAGUGCGGCAAUAUCUGUUUCUCCACAGCGGUACAUAUGGCGCGUUGGGAUAGCACUCCAUACUGCGCCACGGAUUCUGGUCAUUGGUAUAUACUAUAACUAUUUCACUGAAAUUGGAAUGCCCCACCCGGUCCUGUGGUAUAUAAAAUUAUGUAGAACAGCAUUUACUUUGCAGUUGGUAGAAAUUCUGUCUCUCCUUGGACUUACAAUGGUUGCAUCACGGGAGUACAAACCGGCUCAUGAAAUUUUCUUUGUCACUUUUAUAAUGUCGUCUCUUCUCUACAUGAUUGCUAUGAAUCUUCAGUACUAUUUGUCAAGAAAAAAACUAUGGAAUGCCUUUACUCUCGAGGAACAAAAACAUCAAAAAAGGCUUUUAGGACUUUUUAUCUUUAAUAUAACCUGUUUUUUUGUUAGUAUGUACUUCUUCUACCGACACAAUCGGUACUGCGAGCCUGGCGUCUAUAGUAUCUAUGCACUGGUAGAAUCUAUUAUUAUUGUUUCUAAUAUUACAUUUCAUGUUGCUGAGAGCGCCAUGUUCACCAAAAAAGAAAUUGUGUUUGGUACUGAAAGUCUGAAAUCGCCUCCCAAGUCUGAUUAG
Messenger RNA from Saccoglossus kowalevskii, 621 nucleotides. Its product is annotated as acyltransferase PGAP2-like. Lineage: Eukaryota; Metazoa; Hemichordata; Enteropneusta; Harrimaniidae. The record is from RefSeq and is a predicted model, not a curated record. Gene Ontology annotation, biological process: GPI anchor biosynthetic process. Gene Ontology annotation, cellular component: Golgi membrane; endoplasmic reticulum membrane.